This is a messenger RNA of Ectocarpus siliculosus, 7278 nucleotides long. Lineage: Eukaryota; Phaeophyceae; Ectocarpales; Ectocarpaceae. The record is from the annotation of a GenBank genome assembly.
AUGGCCCUAAGUUCAAGCCACGCAGAAUCUCUUUUCUCCCCACGGACACCGUUCGACAUGCUUCGGAACCCAUCUUUGCCGGAACUUCUCCGGGAAAGGCUGGAGAGUAUUCGAACCGCGUUCCUCGAUAGCGCUACCGAUCUGCCCGCGUCUUACCCUCGAAUCGCCGAACGGGUACUAGAUAUGGCAAGCGGGAACGCGACAUGCACGACGAAAUUGGUAACCCCAGCCGCCGUUUGCUGUCCGAUCGACAGGUUUGCUCUACACGUGUUCCGAACUGCCGGGGCUGCUGGCGAGGCAGGCAGCACGGUGUAUACCGACGUGCAGGAGCUCGCCGGCAUCGGCGGUCUCGACACGCAAACCUCCGAGAACUCCCUGUGGAGCGCGGCGGCACGGGCUGGAAUCGUUGACGUAGAACGAUGGGUCGUCGCUGCGGUGCUAUGGCAAGCCGCAGACGCUGUGGCCUCCACCGACAAAAGCUGCGUGCCAGCUGUGCAAAGUCCGUGGUCAACAGAGGGCGCAACAAACGUCAUGGCUGGAGACGAUACAUCAGACGCGGAAGCGGUAUCGACCAAGGCAAUGUCGUUGUGGGAAGAGCUGCGCGACGAGGCGUUUCGAUCGGUGCUGACCCGCAGCAGUAAGAACCAAACCCAUGGUACGGUACCGAACGCAGAACCGAGUACUUCCUCCCCGGCAAAGGCCGGCACUCUGUCGACGCCAAGAAAACACGAUCAUCAACGGGAGGGGCCUUUGGUGCUCGUAGGAGAGGACGUGGUUUCUCAUCGCGUGGAUCGACGUGCUCUGCAGCGGUAUGAAGCCUUGAGGUCGGUCCCCAGUUCUUUCGACCAUGCUCUGACGAGGACACUCGUCCUAGCAAGUGGUACCGGUGCGGAGGCGGCAGCGGCAGCGGCAGGAGCAAGUCCGACGGCGGGUGAUAGGGCAUCAGGGGACUCGGGCGUAGGCGGGUCUCUCGACUGCGUGGAAGAUAUCUUGCUGCACAACUUUGUCGUCGCGGGGUUCGUCGACGGGUCGUGCUUGAGCGUGUCUGAUAUCGUCGACGCCGUGAGCGCACGUAGGCAGAGGGUUGCUCUGACGGCGACAGCCGGCGGGCCUAUUUCAGGUGGUGAUAAGGAGGGCAUGGACAACGGAGUUGUGUCGGACGAGAAUGGACACCGACCCGCGAAACCGCAAGCGUUAACAGAAUUACCCGAAGACCAUCGCCACCGCUUGUCGCGCGGUGAACCGGUUCCCCGGGGAGAAACGCUGGCCGCAAGCGUGAUCAAGGGGGAAGAGGAACCUAUGAGCGACGACAAUGCUGCUACUAUUUCGUCCAUGUUGGAGACAGACGUGGAAUCGCGUCUUCUGCUUGGAAUCCCCGCCGAACUGCGGGGGCUCUUUCGGGCUGCCACUCUCGCGGGGGUUGUACGCAAAAAACAACAGCAACAGCAGCAUGGUCACCAAGGAAGCCUAGAAAAGGACGAGCUGGAGAAUGCUGAACGGGGAAUCUUGCAAGUCCUGGACAGCAACCGGACCCUCGAAACGGCCCCCUUCUCGGGAGGGAGGACAGCCUUACACCACGCCGCCGCACGGGGCGACGAGUUUUUGGUUCGCUUGCUCCUCGAUCGAGGGUGUAAACCCCAUCUACAGGACUUUGAAGGGAAGCGUGCUUCCGACCUUACUCGUGACUUGAAGUGCCUCCGUCUGCUGGGCGCGCUGAAGAAGGGGUGCGAGCCUUCCGCCGUCUCUCUGCGCGGAAGAAGGCAAGAUGAAGAAGCCGCCACAGCAAGCGGCGAGAAGGAGGAGCGGGCCGGCGAGAAACCGUUGAGCAGAGCGCGAGCCAUGGCCAACGUAGAGUUCGCCGUGUCGUUCCGACUUCGAGGGGACGAAGAAACUGUCGGAGGCACUUUGGGGGAUACCGUCCGAUCUGAUGGUUCCAGUGAAACUCCUCGCGACUGGAAACAACAUGAGCGAGCCGAGGAUGAGCAAAUCAGAAUCAUACAUAGACGAGGAGCGUGGGUGAAUGGUGUUGCCCGUUCAUACGACCUGAGAAACAAGGUUUUGCUCAUCGACGAAAUCUACCCAGAAAUAGGUCCACGCGGCACAACUGCAACUGCUCACCCCACUAUCGACAGCAGCGGAUCGGCCGAAAACGAAACAGGAGGAGCGAUUUCGACCCAAGGACAGCUACCCGACGAGGAACAACUACGAGAUUGGAGAAGCACCGGAGGAGAGCGGCGAAGUUACCGCUGUUCCAGACACGUGCUCGACCUCAACGCGCAGUCGUUCGAGCUGGGCGGCUUUCGUCGGAAGCGGUGCUGCCGAAUGGAGGGGAAAACGACGGCACGGGUGGAAAACGGCGUCAGCACCGUAGUCGUGCGCGGCCGAUCGUACCUAGACGCCGUAGGCGCGGAAAAGAGGGGAGGCAGUGGGAAUAAACCGAUCAACCUCGAGGGCCGUGAUGCCGGCAUACAGCGCGUCCUCGAUCACCACGGGGUGACUCUCUCGGCAUGCCUCCAGACGUUCGAUGUGAUGCAGCUGAGCGUACGGUAUCUCGAGGAAGGCGUCGAAUUCGCCAGCCUUCCCCAGUCUGAGCAAGACACCAUGAAGGCCGACGUUCUCAGUCAACUCUACCAAGCGACCAGCCACAGCCCGCGGACUGUCCCGGAAUGGGACGAGUUAAAAAUCAUGAUACAGGCAUACGGCGGGGUCACGUCAGUUAGCUUAUCGCGAACUGACGAAAGCAGCAAGACGCCCGUCAGCGACGGAAAACAGGACCUGGUGGUGUCUGCACCCACCACGGCCGGAUGGUUCAGCACGGACGAAGUAACGGCUGCGCUGACAUCUCCACCAACACUGCAAGAUAGCUUGCCCACGGCCACCGCUGCUUCCUCUUCUUUCGCCGAACCACUACCACCGUCCGCCGUGAAUCUUGUCGUCACGCUGAUGAGGUGCAACCCUUGCGAGGUACUGGGCUCCCUAUGUCGAGGGAUCGAUACCGACGGCCGAAUUGCCCUCAUCGGCCGGGUCGAAAACGGCGGCGCUAAUAGUCAAGCUUCUGCUAUUGACACUUCCGGGGGCAGGGCAGGGGGGAAGGGAGGUGGGGUCAACGAUGGUUGCGCGUUCCGCUGCUCUUUGGAAGUUGCGUGGGACAAAGAUGAGGGCGGGGUGUUCGUGCGGCGGUUCAGCAUGGAACGUGACGAGAAAAGACCGAGUUUCACCCUCCGAGCGGUGGGAAUCCGAGGAUUUUCGAUUGCUCAACUCCCGGUCACCCUCGCGGACAUUGAUGAGGUCGAGGAUCAGGGAGGCAUCGACGACACGUCUGGGUCAGACACAACGACAAGUCACGGUCGCUCGCGAGGGUCAACGAACUCGUCCGUCACCACUCUGCGCUCCUCGCAAGGAGGCAAGGGACAACCUUCCCCGCCAGCGAGCAGCGUGGCGGGCUCGGCGAAGUCAGUAAGCACAGAAGAAUCAUCAGAACGGGCCACACAUUCUGCGACAUUGGUGCAGUCAGCAGCACCAGCAGAGAGGGGUAACUUGAUUCAAUCUGCAGCGGCGGCAACAGCGACAACAUCAAGAACAGCAACAAGUGCGGCAUCCGUAUCAGCAGAAGCGCCCUUGGCAAAGUUUAGUUCAGCCCAGGAUGAAAGCGAAGAAAGCUCGCAGAAACCUGAAACGACAGCAGCAGCGGCGACGGCGACCGCGGCGGUGGCGGCGGGGGGCAUAGCACCACGUGGCACGGGUGAGGGUGAUGAUGAUUUUUCAUGGACUUCAGACCAGAGAUUGCGAUAUGAUGGAGAGGAAACUAGUGAAGACCAUGGCCGAUCGAUGCGAGAGGACAGGAUUGUGGAGUCCGUUGCAAAAGAGAACCUUGACCAGCCAAGUGAAGUCGCGAUCAAUGAUGCCACCAAGGGCGUCGUAUCUAAGCAGGAAGGGCGUCGCGGUGCCGCCGGUGCCUCUUCCCCUGAGGCUCAAGUGGACACAAACGAUGCCGAGGGUAGCAGACAGGCAGGUUCGGAGGUCGUAACGACGAACGAAAAGCCUGCCUCCGGAGGUGGUCUCAACGAGAUGGCGGAAGCAAACAUUGACGAUAGGAGCAGAGGGCAGGGAGAGACGGAGGAGGUAAACGAGGGAAGACGCGAGGAUAAGAAGCACGACGACAAUGAAGGGAGGGAGGAGAGCACCGAGGAGGGGGCUGGGAGUCAAGAAGGCGAAGAGGAAGCUUUGGAACAACAGAAAAGGGAAGCCGAGGACGAGGAUGGUAGCGAAUCAACGCGCGAGCGAAAACAAUUGGCAUGCAGUGGUAAUACGGACGCCGGCGAGGAUACCCGUCCCGUGGACACGGGACCCCCUCUUCGCGGCAGUGAUGGAAUACUUCUUCGUCGGGGAUCGACCGAGGAGGUGGUCAAAGCAAAUACCACCACGAGCAUGGAUGUGGGAGCAGUAGCCAACCGCGUGCCGAAAGACAUGAUCACACCACUUGUCAAGCGAGGCUCCGAGGGACUCCACAGCGCGAGAUCAAUUGGGAUAGACGAUGGGCACGGGGGAAGUGAUGCUCGCUGCGCGACAACUGGUCAAGUUCAAACGCAAGCCCUGCCUCACGCAAACCGUGAGGCGCUUGCGCCCGACAUUGUGCGUGCAGACGAAUCAAUUUCAUUGCAGCGAGACACGGGGAGGGCGGCCGACCCCGCCGCGGUGCUUGGAGAAGGGGCCUCUUCUGUCGGCAUGCUGAAUGCAGCGGGGGAAGAUCUAGGGACAACUCCCGUAGGAGAUGCUAAAGACGACGGGACAUUCUUGAAAGCGACGUCUCAUCGAGACACGGCCGAUGAGGUGGUUGUGGAGGGACCCAUAAACAAUGAACCCCUUGGUGUGCUAGCAGUUCCUUCUUCUCACCCGCUGAUUGGCUCGGCUCCCGGUACGAUCGAGGACAUCAAAGAAGUCAACAACGGUGAUGGAAACGGUGAUGUAGAAGAGUUGCUUCGCCAACAAGACAAGAGAAAUUCAUCACCACUUACUGACGGUGAAGGUGCGAAUGACGAUGGACAGGCAACCUCUGCUACCAAAGUCACUCCGCUGGAAACAGGAGAAUAUGAAUAUGCUCCUGCGGACGUACUAGACGUGGCAGAUGAGGGAGGCACUAAAGACAACGAAGGCGUUCCUCCACGACUGAACGAAGAAGUGGCCCUUGAGAAUGAAGAGGGGCGGGCAGGAAAACAACACGAGCUGAAUCAAACCGCCAGUGUUGUUGAUGCUCAGAGGUUGCAGGAUCAAACGGCGGAUGAUGUCAACGGCAAGUCUGAAGAAGACGCUGUCAACUUUUCCCAAGACAAGGUAGCCGCUGACAAAGCUGACCAGGGGGAUCUGAACAGGGAAGAUGCCGAUCGUAUGGCCACGACGAGCAACAGCACAGACUCCGGGGACUUGCUGCCGACGAACGUGUGGACGUUCCCUCCAUCAUUCGAGGCCCUGAUGACUCUUUCCACCGCAAACAACACGGUGGAGUGCAAAGCUGAGGGCGAAAUAACGCUCGAAGUCGAAGCCGCGACCCUGGGCGAGGAGCAGGCAUCGACACACGGCAACGAAGGACAAACUAAAAAGAAGCAACGAGCGACCUCCGUGGGCUCCCCCGAGAACAAUGUCGAACCAUUCUGGCGAAGCCGUUACUGCAUAUACAGGAUAGCGGUGGAGGAAGGUAGCCAGACCCCGCCAGUGGCAGACAUCGACCUGGAAGACGAUGACGCUCAGACACGCCUCGAACAACUUCUCGGGGGUUCGUACGGCCUAACGAUGGAAGAGGUCCUAGAUCGUUUCUCCCCGGAGACUGACCUCGGUUCCGGCGGCGCUGUGGUGCGGUCGUUCACGAACAGCAUCUGUGAGCUCCGCCCGUCUCUUCUUCGGGGGCAACCAAAAAGCACAAGCUCCGACGACGGUCGGCCCGGAGGUGGUGAUUCCCGCGGACGAAGCGAUGAUGACUCUGUGUACAAAGCCGUGGAGGCAGCUCUGCGAGGGCGCGGCGGUGGGGCCGAGUGGCAAGAGGUGCAGGUACGAGUGGGCACUUCCCGCGUCUUGGAAGUACGCGUCGUCACCACUUCUUCUGACGAGACCACCAGGGGGGAAGAUAUCGUCGAGAGCGGGUCCAAUCCUGGUGGACCGUCGGCAACAACAUCGGUCGACCCUCCCUCGAAGGGUGCUGUCUGCACUAGCGUCGUCGAUUGUUCGGGUAUCGACUCGCCCCCGGCGUUGAGGCCGCACAUACUCGCGGGAGGAGUGCCCGCGUCGGUGGCAGACGCUUUAGACCGAGCGGGUUUUUUCACCCCGGGGCCCGCCGUAGACCUCGCCGGUGUUUUCGCAGCGUUAGCCGACGAGGCGAAAACCGGAGGCCCUUCUGAAACGCAUGCCGCUACCGGUAUUUCUCAAUCAUCGCCGGGCGUGAAGCAAAAGGAAGGAACGGGGGGCUGGCCAGGUCUUGACCGCGCCAGGAGUAGGCGGAAGGAGUUACACGUCCCGCACGGCGCACGAAGAAGCGGAAGCUUCGCAACCAUCCACAAGUGUACCGUAGCCGUCACCGGAACGCCGGAGGAUAUCCAACUCGAUAUUCUGCCGGCGGUGGUUGAUGAUCAGGGUUUCAUCGGUCAAGCCGGGGUGACCACGGCGCGCUUGUCACGUUUGAGGCCCCUCGGUACCUCCUCGUUGCGUUGUUCGCCGGCACCAGCCCUAGCUUCCGAGGGUGAAGAAGCUGUCGCAGCAGAACGCCACCGGAACAACCGAAACCACAGCGACUCCGAUAGUAAAGGUAGAGAGAGCAGUUCGGAAGAACACAAACCCGAGAAUGUGUCAUCACAAUCGGCACCUAGUAGUAGAGAACAUGGGGCGGGGUUGACGGUCGGGGACCGUGUAGAGGCGCGAUACGGCGGUAAAAGCGAGUGGUUCCCUGGGACUGUCAGAGAAAUUCACGAUGUCGAUGAUGCACAUACGCCAGCUUCUACACGUGAUGUUGUUGCUGGUGGUGGUGGAAAUGGUGGUGGGAAUAGUGGAUUGAAAAGCAAACUUUGCAGCGUUGCUAUCGACUACGACGACGGGGACACCGAAGAGAGAGUCCCUCGCGUACGGGUGCGGCUGGUUGGCCAGAAACAGCCAAGAUUCUUGAACGAGGGAGACGAAGUGGACGUCAAGCGAGGGAAGAAAAUAAGGUCCACCCGACGCCUGAACUCGGCCGCGACGCCUGAUGGACAAUUCCGCACUACAAGUGCCACUACUGUAAGACGCUACACAGUAUAG